AUACCCUUUUCCAACCCAGUAAAUUCACGAUUCAACCUUGAAGCAAGCUGAGGUAAUCGAAGAGGUUGACGACAGCACCGGCGCGCGCAGAAAGCAGCUGCUUGGGUGCUUCACGCACCAGAGCUGACAACGAAGCAGAUAAGCACGGCAGCUGCUCUCCGCAGUCCACAGGAACCGGAGUGCUUCGGGGUCGCACUGCCGAGUCUCGGCCGACGGCUGUUCGCCCAUGCCCUGAGCACCGAUCGGCGGUCCGCGUCACCAGGAAACGCAACAGCACGGCCGGCAUGACGGAACAGCAGCAGGUCAAGCAGGUUUCAGCCGCCGGUCCGACUCUGACCGACGCCGACUGGGUCUUCCGACCGCCGCCCUUAUGGAAGAGUCUUGACUUGAGCGAACUCCCCAGGAAAGUCCGGCACUUCGUGGAGGAGCAGCGCCGACUGUGCCAACCCGCCAACGUGUACGUCUGCAACGGGUCCUUCGAGGAGAACGACCUCAUUGUCGCCUUCAUGAUGAAGCUGGGUAUGGCUGUGCAGCUCAAGAAGCACGCCAACUGCUACGUGGUAAGGACCGACCCUCGGGACGUGGCCCGCGUGGAAGGACGCACGUACAUCGCCACCUCCAAGAGGGAGGACACGGCGCCCAUCCCGGCCCCGGGGGCAAAGUCCGUCCUUGGCAACUGGAUCAGUCCCGAGGAGCUGCGCAAAGUCCUCGCCGACCGCAUGCCGGGCUGCAUGAGAGGGCGGACCAUGUUCGUCAUCCCGUUCAGCAUGUGCCCUGUGGACUCUCCGCUGUCGCGACUGGGCAUCGAGGUGACCGACUCGCCGUACGUGGUGGCCAGCAUGCGCAUCAUGACGCACAUGGGUGUCAAGGCCCUGGAGGCCAUCCGCGCGAAGGAUUUCGUCAAGUGCGUCCAUUCCACGGGUCGGCCGCUGCCGCUCACAGAUCCCCUGGUGAGCAACUGGCCUUGCAAUCCGGAAAAGACCAUCAUCUCGCACAUCCCACACGACAACGAGGUGGUCUCGUUCGGCAGCGGCUAUGGCGGUAACUCCCUGCUCGCCAAAAAAUGCUUCGCCCUACGCAUCGGUUCUGUUUUAGGCAAGCGUGAGGGCUGGCUCGCAGAGCACAUGUUGAUCUUGGGGAUCACAUCGCCCAACGGAACCAAAACGUACAUCGUAGGUGCGUUCCCAAGCGCGUGCGGCAAGACCAACCUGGCCAUGAUCACGCCUACGUUGCCGGGCUACAGGGCCGAAUGCGUCGGGGAUGACAUCGCAUGGCUCUACUUCGAUGAAGAGGGAAUCAUGCGUGCCGUCAACCCCGAGAAUGGAUUCUUUGGAGUGGCACCCGGGACGACGAUGAAGACCAACCCCAACGCCAUGAUGACCAUUCAGACCAACACCAUUUUCACCAACGUGGCUGAGACGAGCGACGGCGGUGUCUGGUGGGAGGGCUUGGACCUGCCGCCACCUGAGGUCUCCAUCCUGUCCUGGAAAAGGGAGGCAAACUGGAAGCCCGGAGACAAGUCGAAAACCGCAGCGCACCCGAACGCCCGCUUCUGUGCUCCUGCGGGACAGUGCCCCAUUAUUGACCCGGCUUGGCAGGACCCGAAGGGAGUCCCCAUCUCGGCCAUCAUCUUCGGCGGCAGAAGGCCCGAAGGUGUACCGCUGGUGUUCGAAGCCUUCAACUGGGAGCACGGUGUCUUCCUGGGCGCCUCCAUGAGAUCCGAAGCGACCGCUGCAGCUGAGCACAAAGGCAAAUCAGUGAUGCACGAUCCAUUCGGCAUGCGUCCCUUCUUCGGAUACAACUUUGGCGAAUACCUCAAGCACUGGCUGAGCUUCGCCAAGGAAGGAGGCAACCAGCUGCCCAGAAUCUACCACGUCAACUGGUUCCGCAAGAGUGCCGAAGGAAAGUUUUUGUGGCCCGGCUUCGGCGAGAACUCCCGUGUCCUUGACUGGAUCGUCCGUCGUGUCGACGGCGAAGUCAACAUUGCCAAGGAAACGUUCCUAGGUUACCUGCCCACAGACGACGCCCUCAACUUGGAGGGGCUUCGUGAACAGGUGAACGUGGCCGAGCUCAUGCGAGUGGACCGAGACUUCUGGAGCAAGGAGUGCCAGGCCGUCAGGACCUUCUUCGACGAGCAGGUCGGCCGCUCUUUGCCCGCCGAGAUCGCCGGCCAGUUGACCAAGCUCGAGGAGCGCAUCAAGACGAUGACCUGACACCUCCGGCAACGCUGCGUGUACAACCUUGAAGAACCGCUGCGAGCGGGUCAUGUUGACCAGAGGAUAUGCUCACACAAACGACCGACGUACUGAAGUAAAACGGCUCAAAUAAAUUUUUAUAUAUAUA
Messenger RNA from Ixodes scapularis (black-legged tick), 2343 nucleotides. Its product is annotated as phosphoenolpyruvate carboxykinase, cytosolic [GTP]. NCBI's taxonomy places the organism in Eukaryota, Metazoa, Arthropoda, Arachnida, Ixodida, Ixodidae. Gene Ontology annotation, biological process: hepatocyte differentiation; gluconeogenesis; propionate catabolic process. The transcript is spliced from 10 exons. The record is from RefSeq and is a predicted model, not a curated record. Gene Ontology annotation, cellular component: cytosol. The coding region runs from base 285 to 2213 and encodes 642 amino acids. Gene Ontology annotation, molecular function: phosphoenolpyruvate carboxykinase (GTP) activity; manganese ion binding; GTP binding.